AUGGUGGCCGCGCUGUCAUGCAUGGCGGCCUCGGCCCUGUUUGCGCCGUCGCGAGUCGGUAAACUCACGAUGGUGUCGCCCUUCGAGUCUGACAACGUGCACAUUCCAGAGCUGAUCGCCACGGCGGCGCGCAUCUCGCGGCGAGGCUUUGGCAUCCUCGCAGCCGACGAGUCGGUGCCGACCGCAGGCAAGCGGCUGAAGACCGUCGGCGUCGAGAACACCGCUGAGAAUCGACGCGCGUUUCGCGAGCUCCUAUUCACGGCGGAGGGGCUCGAAGACUACAUCUCGGGCGUGAUCCUCUUUGACGAGACCAUGUACCAGCGCACCACCGGCGGUGGCAUCCUUACUCGGCAGAGAGAAGUGAUAGGCGUGCCUUCCGACCGCGCCAUCCGCGAGAAUGCGCAGUCGCUCGCGAGGUACGUGCCCAUCUGGUGCCUUCCAGGACAUGUCCAGGACAUGUCCGGGACAUGUGCCUACAACAGGUACGCCUCCAUCUGCCAGGAGCACGGGCUGGCGAUGCUCCUCAAGCCCUCGAUGGUUCUGCCCGGCCUCGACGCCCCGCUCGGCGAGUCUGCGCGCGAGAGCGUCGCCACUCACACCGCAAAGGUGCUCAAGCGGACCGUCCCUCCCGCGGUGCCGGGGGUGCACUUCCUCUCGGGCGGCAUGGGCGCCGAGGAGGCGACGCAGAACCUGCAGCAGCUGCAGCACGAGUACCCCGACGCACCGUGGUCGCUCUCCUUCUCGUACGGGCGCGCGCUGCAGGACGCCGUGCUCAAGGCGUGGUCGGGCCUGGAGGAGAACGUGCCGGCGGCGCAGGCGCGGCGCGGCGCGCCGGGAGGUCCGCACAAACUUGUCUCAGCGCGCCUCUCCACCGACCAGGCGCUUCUGCUCGAGCUCGCGCGCGUCAACGCACAGGCGCAGCUGGGGGAGUGGGACGAGGUGCACCCCACCCCCUCCUCGGGCGGGCUCUCGGCGGGCCGCAUCCUCUUGCCGAAGCUUUCCUACUCAUCUGAGCGGCCCAAGACGCGCGCAGCCGACCUCUUCAACUGGUGACUGUCGAGUGGUGACUGACAGCAGGGGUCAGCUCUGAGCAUCCGCGGAGAUAUCAUAAAAAAGAAAAU
Emiliania huxleyi CCMP1516 is the source of this 1121-nucleotide messenger RNA. RefSeq names its product aldolase A. The transcript has 6 exons. Lineage: Eukaryota; Haptophyta; Isochrysidales; Noelaerhabdaceae. Gene Ontology annotation, cellular component: cytosol. The coding region runs from base 1 to 1053 and encodes 350 amino acids. The record is from RefSeq and is a predicted model, not a curated record. Gene Ontology annotation, molecular function: fructose-bisphosphate aldolase activity. Gene Ontology annotation, biological process: glycolytic process; fructose 1,6-bisphosphate metabolic process.